Molecule: messenger RNA, 860 nt
Organism: Haliotis rubra (blacklip abalone)
Lineage: Eukaryota; Metazoa; Mollusca; Gastropoda; Lepetellida; Haliotidae
Exons: 5
Coding region: 143-775 (210 amino acids)
Source: RefSeq, a predicted model, not a curated record
GUCAUCGAGUCAAUGACGUCAUGAAUUGAACAUCUUCAAAGCAUACGGAGUUGACUGUGGAGCUCCUACCUCUGAAUGUCAAUUGAUGACGUCACAUGUCCAUGGCUAAUUCACUAUUCCCGCCAAAUGACGAUUGUGCCACAUGCGGUUACUGUCUCUCGUUUGUUUUGUAUCGGGCGUCUCUCUCUGCUUCACUGAUACUCGAAGACCACUGAUGAAUUUGUUUGGACCUACUGACCAAUCAGCGAGACAUGAAACGCCACUCACACAGCAGCCGAGGAACAUGCGCAGUAAGAGAAGUGCACAUCUUCAAGGCUUGGCAAACAAAGAUUGGGAGGUGUCGUGGACAUCGCCGACGCCUAAAGCUUCGGAUUCAUCAGACUCAUACGAUAUUGACGACUUUCAGGUCAUUAACCGCGAGGAGAUUCUCCGCGCCAAGCACCUCUACAUGAAGAACAUUUUGAUGUAUGUUGGAAUAACACUGGGUGCAGUAUUUCUAUUUGUCGUCAUAGCUUUCUGCUUUCUUGUAAAUCCUAAACAAUGCAUUAUCGCCUUCGGAACAGGAAGCCCAUGCUGUCUGAUUAUCUCCCCUUGUAUUUUGAAAUGUGUUGAAAAGUUCCUUGACCCUGGAAAAAUAGUUCAAGGUCAAAUGAACCGAUACGUGCCAGGCGUAGUUAUCGAUGAGAAGGGCAAGGUCGCAGAGACAUACGAGCCGACACCGGAGGAACUACAGGCGCUGCAGGAACUUGUUGAAGAGGUCAUGGACAUGGUGUAGGUCAAGGUCAUAGGGUGGCAUGACGCGUAGAUCAGAUUUAUAUUUAUGUACUUGAAAUGUAUCAAUCUAUACAAUCAUAAUGUGA